AUGGAUUACUCUGCUCUUCUGCAACCCACACCCAUGCUGUUAUUCUUUGUGCUUCCCCUGUUAUUUAUACUUAGUUUGUUAGUAAGGGGACGCACGAAAAUACCGUACCCACCGGGACCAAAGGGGCUUCCCAUCGUUGGGAACAUGAACAUGUUGGAUCAACUCAAUCACCGUGGAUUUGCCAAACUCGCAGAGCAAUACGGUGGUAUCUUACAUCUCCGUCUGGGUGUCCUCCAUGUGGUGGUGGUGUCCACCCCUGAGAUGGCUCGCCAAGUCCUCCAAGCCCAAGACAUCAACUUCUCCAAUCGCCCAAUCAACAUUGCCAUUAAGUAUCUCACUUACGACCAAGCUGACAUGGCUUUCGCCCAUUACGGUUCCUUCUGGCGUCAGAUGCGUAAGGUGUGCGUGAUGAGGCUCUUCAGUCGCAAAAGGGCUGAGUCUUGGGCGUCUGUCCGAGACGAGGUGGAUUCGAUGAUCAACACUGUGGCGUCCAAUUCCGGGGGACCCGUCAACGUGGGAAAAAUUGUCUUCUCUCUCGCAAUGAACAUUACCUACAGGGCCGCCUUCGGGUCGGAUGUCUUGGAGGGUCAGGAGAAGUUCGUGUCUAUAAUGCAGGAUUUCUCGGAGCUAUUUGGGGUUUUCAACUUGGCGGAUUUCAUACCUUGGCUCGGCUGGGCUGACCCCAAGAGAUGCCAGAUCCACCAGACACUCGUCAAGGCCCGUAACUCGUUGGAUGUGUUCAUCGACAAGAUCAUCGACGAACACAUUGCCAAGAGGAAGAGCAGCGAUCGAUCCGACGUUUUGGACGAAGACGCUGAAACAGAUAUGGUGGAUGAUCUACUCGCUUUCUACAGCGAAGAAAAACCUGAGAAGAGCGCCGAAUCGGCUGACGGUCAAGGUUCCCUCACCCUCACUCGAGAUAACAUCAAGGGCAUCAUCAUGGACGUGAUGUUCGGGGGAACAGAAACAAUUGCGUCACUGAUAGAAUGGACGAUGACGGAGCUCCUAAAGGCUCCUGAACAUAUGAAGAGGGUGCAACAAGAACUGAAGGACGUGAUAGGGCUGGACAGGAUGUUUCAAGAGACGGACUUAGAGAAGCUCGAGUACCUCAGAUGCGCAAUCAAAGAGACGCUCCGCCUCCACCCGCCACUACCAAUCCUACUUCACGCCGCCGCAGAAGAUGCAGAGGUAGCAGGCUACACCAUCCCAAAGGGUUCACGCGUGCUUGUCAAUGUUUGGCAAAUUGGAAGGGACAAGGACUCAUGGGACGAGCCUGAGACUUAUAAUCCGGCUCGAUUCCUCAGGGAUGAUGCCCCAAAUUUCAAGGGAAGCAACUUCGAGUACUUGCCAUUCAGUUCAGGUCGAAGAUCUUGCCCAGGAAUGCAGUUGGGGAUGUACGCCUUAGAAUUGGGUACGGCCCACCUCCUCCACAUCUUCAAUUGGGAAUUGCCCGACGGCAUGAAACCCAGCGACAUCGACAUGAGUGACUCCGUUGGAAUUACCACUCCCAAAGCAGUUAAUCUCGUAGCUGUACCCACUACUCGCCUCACUUGCCCUAUCUUCUGA
Telopea speciosissima is the source of this 1566-nucleotide messenger RNA. RefSeq names its product cytochrome P450 84A1-like. Gene Ontology annotation, molecular function: oxidoreductase activity, acting on paired donors, with incorporation or reduction of molecular oxygen; monooxygenase activity; heme binding. Bases 1 to 1566 code for a protein of 521 amino acids. Lineage: Eukaryota; Viridiplantae; Streptophyta; Magnoliopsida; Proteales; Proteaceae. The transcript is spliced from 2 exons. Gene Ontology annotation, biological process: lignin biosynthetic process. The record is from RefSeq and is a predicted model, not a curated record.